AUGUUUAACUUACAAACAGGACCGAAAGAAGUAUUUCCAUACAACUACUACAGCAGUGUUUUGUUAGCAAAUGACAACAGAACUGGUGUCAUUUCUGAAGCAUGUAAGUUUAUCCGGGAUGCAGAUACAUUCAUGAAAAACAUAGAUUCCAUCAAAGGUUGCAGAAUAGAUGAGAACCACUUCGACUUAGAAAAGUAUAGCACAUUUUAUUGCAAACAAGAUGUAAGAAUUUUAAGAGAAGGUUUUGUUAAGUUCCGCAAUGACAUAUUGAAAGAAUUUGAUUUAAACGUUUAUGACUACGUUAGUAUUUGUUCAAUUGCUAACAAAUUGUUUGAGAACAGAGUGUACUUCCCGAAUGGAAAUUUAUAUGACCUCUCAAAUAAACCAAGAGAAUUUAUUUCACGCUGUAUUCAAGGUGGAAGAUGUAUGCUGUCAGAUAACAUUAAACAAAAGAGCGAAAAGAAACUCAUUGCUGAUUUCGACGCUGUUUCAUUAUAUCCAUCAGCUAUAGCAAGACUUUAUACUUUAGAAGGUAUACCGAAAGUAUUGAAGAAAGAAAUGUUAAGCACAGAGUAUCUCAUGAGACAUUUAUUCGAUGACGACCAAAAGGAACCCAUUGGUGAAAAGUUUAUGUCUGGCUUCUUUGUUCUCAUUAAGAUAACAGAGAUUGGAAUACAUAGACACUUUCCUUUAAUAGUUUGUGACCCUGAACUAAAUCCAGAACUUAACGUUCCCAGAAGUUCAAACACUUGCUGUUUAAUGUAUGUUGACCAUAUAACAUUACAAGACCUCAUAAAAUAUCAAGGUGUCAAAUGUGAAGUGUUGCAAGGAUACUAUUACGAUGGAAACAGAGAUAUUAGAAUAAGAGAUGAAGUAAAGAAGUUGUUUGAGUUAAGGUUAAAGUAUAAGAAAGAAGGAAAUCCUUUGCAAGAAAAUAUAAAGCUCAUUCUGAACAGUAUUUAUGGCAAAACUAUUCUAUCUCCUAUUGAGUCAAAAAUAACCAUAGUAAAUGACAAAGAUGCUAUAAGAUAUGCCAUCAGAAACUACAACCAUAUAGUGAAGUUCGAAGGUUUGGAUGGUUCAGAUAAAACUAUUUUCAAGCUAACGAAAAGCAUUUGCAGACACUUUAACUUCUGUCCACUUGGUGUUAACAUUCU
Trichomonas vaginalis G3 is the source of this 1157-nucleotide messenger RNA. RefSeq names its product organellar and viral DNA polymerase type B. The annotation marks the transcript as partial. The transcript has a single exon. Gene Ontology annotation, biological process: DNA replication. Lineage: Eukaryota; Parabasalia; Trichomonadida; Trichomonadidae. The record is from RefSeq and is a predicted model, not a curated record. Gene Ontology annotation, molecular function: DNA-directed DNA polymerase activity; DNA binding; nucleotide binding.